Molecule: messenger RNA, 684 nt
Organism: Durusdinium trenchii
Lineage: Eukaryota; Dinophyceae; Suessiales; Symbiodiniaceae
Source: the annotation of a GenBank genome assembly
AUGCAGCCAACGAGCGCAGCUAGAUGCGACUGGAGCAGCAGGUGUGCUAUGGACGUCUCCUUUUCUACACCAGCCAAUGAGUCUACAUCGGGCAAAGCGUCGGGGUCGUGCCCAGCAGUAGUAUCUACCACCUGCUGCGUGCAAUGUGAGGCACGCCGCUCGCGGGAGCGCCUGCGGCAGUUGGCCACGCCUCAGGGUGCCCAGGUGCUGCAGCGGCUCAGCUUUCGUUACUUGGCCUCUGGUGACUCUGCCCGGGCUCUGGAAGAGUUGGACAGCUCGCUCUAUGAGUUGGUGAAGCAACGUCUGAGCCUUGCGCGCUGCGGCGUUGCCAAGCAACCUCCUCCGUGUUGGGAGCAGGACGACGUCCCUUUGCCAUUCACCGCCGCCUGCGUGAAGAAAUCACCAUCAGGAGCAUAUCAGCCCUCAAGAGGCUACCGAAGUGCCCCUUUGCUGUGGAGAACCCUCGAUCCACUGCCCAAGCGAAUCUUUGGUUGCCGCGCUGCCACAGUCAUCCAAAGCAUGCACCUGCCGCCCCUCGUGCCCCUGUCGGCACCUAAGCCGCCCGACAACCAGGAUGUACGACUCCAAGCAGCCGAGAAUCAACCAGCUAUCGGGCCAACAAACAAUGCCAGGACAACCUGCUCCUACAUUCGUGGGCCUUCAAGAAUGACCGCGUCAACAAAG